Hippopotamus amphibius kiboko is the source of this 951-nucleotide messenger RNA. RefSeq names its product olfactory receptor 6K3-like. Gene Ontology annotation, molecular function: G protein-coupled receptor activity; olfactory receptor activity. Bases 1 to 951 code for a protein of 316 amino acids. Gene Ontology annotation, biological process: G protein-coupled receptor signaling pathway. Gene Ontology annotation, cellular component: membrane. The record is from RefSeq and is a predicted model, not a curated record. The transcript has a single exon. Lineage: Eukaryota; Metazoa; Chordata; Mammalia; Artiodactyla; Hippopotamidae.
AUGCAUCAGGAGAACUGGACAGUGGUGACUGAGUUUUAUUUCUCUGAUUUCCCUCCGUUUGAGAAUGGCAGCCUCUUAUUCUUCAUUCCUUUGCUCUUUAUUUAUGUGUUCAUUAUUGUCGGAAAUUUCAUGAUCUUCCUUGCCGUCCAGCUGGAUACCCGUCUCCACAAUCCCAUGUACAGUUUCAUCAGCAUCUUCUCCUUCCUGGAGAUUUGGUAUACCACGGCGACCAUCCCCAAGAUGCUCUCCAACCUUGUCAGUAAUGAGAAGACUAUUUCUUUCCUUGGCUGCCUCCUGCAGGUGUAUUUUUUCCACUCUCUUGGGGUCACAGAAGGCCUGGUCCUCACAGCAAUGGCCAUUGACAGGUAUGUUGCCAUCUGCCAGCCUCUCCGCUAUGCAACCGUUAUGACCCCUCGAUUAUGCCUCCAGCUCUCCACGGGCUCUGGAAUCUUCGGCUUCCUUGUGCUACUGCCCGAGAUUGUGUGGAUUUCUACCCUUCCCUUCUGUGGUCCCAGCCAAAUUCAUCAACUCUUCUGUGACUCUGAACCCGUGUUGAGCUUGGCCUGUACGAACACAUCCGUGAUUCUGGUUGAAGAUGUGAUUCAUGCUAUUUCCAUCAUGAUUUCUGUCUCUAUUAUCACCCUUUCUUAUUUAAGAAUCAUCACCGUGAUCCUGAGCAUUCCCUCUGCUAAGAGCCGUCGGAAGGCAUUCUCCACUUGUGCCGCCCACAUUACUAUUUUCUUCCUGUUUUUUGGCAGCGUGACCCUCAUGUACCUGCGCUUCUCUGUCACUUUCCCACCAUUACUGGACAAGGCCAUUGCGCUGAUGUUCACUGUCCUUGCCCCACUUUUCAACCCGAUAAUCUACAGUCUGAGGAACAAAGACAUGAAAAAUGCCAUCAAGAAAAUGCUCUGCUCUCAAAACACGUUCAGUGUUUCUGGGAGCCAAUGA